Penicillium manginii is the source of this 1299-nucleotide messenger RNA. Its product is annotated as putative GTP cyclohydrolase II. Gene Ontology annotation, biological process: riboflavin biosynthetic process. The record is from RefSeq and is a predicted model, not a curated record. NCBI's taxonomy places the organism in Eukaryota, Fungi, Ascomycota, Eurotiomycetes, Eurotiales, Aspergillaceae. The transcript is spliced from 5 exons. Gene Ontology annotation, molecular function: GTP cyclohydrolase II activity. The coding region runs from base 1 to 1299 and encodes 432 amino acids.
AUGCCAGCUCCAGAGCCGGCGUCUGCAGCUCAUCGCUACAGCAAGCAUAUCAUCUUGACCACAUACCCUGGCCAAAGUGGAAUCGAACCAGUCCCUCUGGAAUGGGGUGCGCCCGAUGCCAAAGCUCGCGGGCCGAUCAUCGUUUCUCGAAGAGAUAACCUCGUGAAACGCCGCAACGCGAUCGGUGCCCAUGGCGGAAGCUAUAGCAUCUACAAUGCUCUAGCAAUUGCCUCGGGUGACCUGGACGCUGAUUUCCGGCCGGACCUGCGAAACAGUCAACCCACUUUCGAUUUUAACUGGCAGCCUGCGUGGGCGGACAAGACCAAAAUCGUCUCAAUGGAUCCGUACGGUCACGAUAUAGUCAAUCAAUACAGCGAGGAGCUCAAGGCCGGAUGGGACAUUCGGCCCACUAUGGCAAUCACUCGGGCUAAUAUGAAGCUGGCGGAGAUUGGCGAGGCGAUCCGUGAAAAUCGACUGCAAGUCGAUGGUAAUAUUCUUGUCGAUUCAUCUGGCGAGGUUCGAGUCACCAAGGUCGCGGUUGAACCGGUUUGGUUUUUGGAUGGUGUUGCUCAACGCUUCGGCGUGGAUGAAGGAACUCUUCGUCGGACUCUAUUCGAACAGACUGGAGGUAGCUACCCAGAGUUGAUAACUCGCCCUGAUCUGAAGGUCUUCUUGCCACCAAUUGGAGGCUUGACUGUUUACAUCUUUGGCCCACCGGAGCGAGUCUCAGAUGAGAAUGUCAAGCUUGCACUGCGCAUUCAUGACGAAUGCAAUGGUAGUGAUGUGUUUCAAUCGGACAUCUGUACCUGUCGGCCAUAUCUCGCAUUUGGCAUCGAGGAGGCAAUCAAAGAAGCCCAGAAUGGAGGUUCUGGAGUCGUGAUAUACUUCCGCAAGGAGGGCCGUGCACUGGGAGAAGUGAUCAAGUAUCUCGUGUACAACGCGAGAAAACGAGGCGGAGACACCGCUGACAAGUAUUUCACUCGAACGGAGAACAUUGCCGGCGUGCGGGAUAUGCGUUUCCAAGCCUUAAUGCCAGAUAUCCUGCACUGGCUCGGUAUAAAGAAGAUUGAUCGCAUGCUGUCCAUGUCAAACAUGAAGCACGAUGCGAUCGUCGACUCUGGUAUCAAGAUUAUCGAGCGGAUUCCUAUUCCGGAAGAAAUGAUACCCAGCGAUUCCCGAGUUGAGAUCGAUGCCAAGAUCAAUGCUGGUUAUUUCACUACCGGUAAGCAAUUCACGAUGGAUGAGCUUGCCCAGGUUAAGGGACGUGGCUGGGAGAAGUGGGAGGAUAUCACUCACUGA